AUGUCAACAAUUGUACAACCACUUACUGAAUUAUUGUGCAAAGAUGUGAAGUGGAAUUGGACUAAAUCAUGCAAACUGGCAUGUGAAACCGUGAAACAAUUAUUGACAUCAUCAACAGUACUGGUACAUUAUCAGCCGGAGAAAUCAGUAACAUUGGCUGUAGAUGCGUCUCCAUACGGGUUGGGAGCUGUAAUUUCUCACGAAAUGGAAGAUGGCUUAGAUAGACCUAUAGCAUAUGCUUCUAGAACAUUGACCACAUCUGAAAGAAAUUAUUCUCAAAUUGAGAAGGAAGCAUUGGCCAUCAUAUUUGGAAUUCAGAAAUUUCACCAGUUUCUGUAUGCUCGUAAAUUCAUACUUCUGACGGACAGUAAACCUUUGAGUCUAAUACUAGGACCUAAGAAAGGUAUUCCAGUUUUGGCAGCAUCACGAUUGCAAAGGUGGGCAAUUCAGUUGUCGGCAUAUCAGUACGAUAUCAGGUAUCGUUCAACAACCAAGAAUGGAAAUGCCGAUACCUUGUCGCGAUUCCCAUUACCUGAGACUAUGGAAGAAUCAAACAAUGUGUUGUUUGUGGAAGGAAGUGAGGUGAAUAAGGAACAAGUAAAUUCUCUUCCAGUUACACCGGACAAAAUUGCAAAAGCAUCACGUGAUGAUCCUUUGUUGUCGCGGCUAAUACAUUUCACAGUGAAUGGAUGGCCUGCCAGAUCUGACUUAAGUGCAGAGUACUUACCAUGUUAUAAAUUCAAAGAUGAAUUUACUACUGAAGAGGGUUGUCUGUUAAGAGGAAUUCGAGUGGUUAUUCCAUCUGCAUUUCAAAACAGGAUGCUAGAACAACUCCAUGACAAUCAUCCAGAAAUUGUUAAGAUGAAAUCGUUAGCGAGAAUGCAUAUGUGGUGGUUAAACGUAGAUACUGACAUAGAGUGUAAAGUGAAAAACUGUGUUCCGUGUCAACAGAAUAGGAGUCCAAUGGCUAAAACACCUCCAAAUCCAUGGAGAUGGCCUGGCAAACCUUGGCAACGUAUUCAUAUAGACUAUGCUGGGCCGUUCAUGAACAAAAUGUAUUUGAUUGUUGUUGAUGCUCAUUCAAAAUGGCUGGAAGUGAUCACAAUGGCUUCUACAACCUCUGAAAGUACUAUAAACGCUUUGCGGUAUUUGUUUUCAUCAUACGGACUAGUAGAAGAAAUUGUGUCAGACAACGGUCCACAAUUUGUGUCGGCUGAAUUUCAGAACUUUGUCAAAAUGAAUGGUAUCAAACACAUUCGUUCCGCUACAUAUCAUCCUAGCUCUAAUGGUGAAGCAGAACGAGCAGUAUGUACAUUCAAGACUGCGUUAAAAACUAUGAGCAGUGAACCUGGAACAGUAAACCAGAAGGUUUCGCGAUUCUUGUUGUCGUAUCGUUCGACUCCACAUUCUACAACACAAGUUUCACCUGCUGAAUUGUUCCUAGGACGACGUGUUAGAACACGCCUAGAUAUCAUGCGUCCAGAUCUUAGUAAUAAAAUUCAGAAAAAGACUACUCCCAAGGAAUCUCAAAUUCGUACGUUUCAGGAGGGUGAUAGUGUUUGGAUCCGUGACUACCGACAAUCGACAGAGAAAUGGGUUGAUGGAAUUAUUGUCCAUCAGCUUGGUCCAGUCACUUACAAGGUCAAGGUCGGUGAUCUGAUUUGGAAACGACAUGUAGAUCAGAUACGUAUGCGAGAACCAGAAGUUAUUGUGGAUAAUCAGUGUUCGGUUACCAAUGGUGACUUCAAUUUACCAAUACCACUUACAUCGUUAAACGGAAAUCAAGCUUAUGAUGAAACUUCACCAGAUGCGUCCGCUGGAAUUUCAUCUGAAACAAGUGUUCGAACCCCGAUUCAGGCGAAAACUGUUGAAACUUCUAAAACAGCAAGUCCAGUAUUGGAAAGAUAUCCUAAACGUUCAACCAGAGGAUUUCCACCUAAGAGAUUGGAUUUAUAA
Molecule: messenger RNA, 1956 nt
Organism: Mercenaria mercenaria
Lineage: Eukaryota; Metazoa; Mollusca; Bivalvia; Venerida; Veneridae
Exons: 1
Coding region: 1-1956 (651 amino acids)
Biological process (GO): DNA integration
Molecular function (GO): nucleic acid binding
Source: RefSeq, a predicted model, not a curated record